Suillus subalutaceus is the source of this 354-nucleotide messenger RNA. RefSeq lists its product as uncharacterized. The record is from RefSeq and is a predicted model, not a curated record. NCBI's taxonomy places the organism in Eukaryota, Fungi, Basidiomycota, Agaricomycetes, Boletales, Suillaceae. The annotation marks the transcript as partial. The transcript is spliced from 2 exons.
AAUCCUUGGUGUCCAAGAAGUCCUGGCAUGGCUGGGUACAUGUUUGUUGGCUUAGGGGAGGAAAUUCACAAGUUCGUUCAGCCAGAGGUACACGAACUCUUCGUUGGGGUUGCGAGAACCAACUACAGACUUAUGGGCCAGUAUCAGGCCCAUCGUGUUGAACCCUUAACCGUUGAAGAAUGGCUGACGCUCCCGGACAAAGUUCGAUCCAAGUACUGCGAAACUACACAGCGAAAGGCGAAAGACUCACGUUCGGUCGAGGGCAUAAGCGCUGCUUAUGAGCGUGGUGAACUUCGCGUUCCCUGCGUCAAAUUGACAUGUCUUGAUUUCAAGGAGGACCUCUAUAAGAAACUG